Messenger RNA from Epinephelus fuscoguttatus (brown-marbled grouper), 1188 nucleotides. RefSeq names its product anaphase promoting complex subunit 10 (gene anapc10). Gene Ontology annotation, cellular component: anaphase-promoting complex. Gene Ontology annotation, biological process: anaphase-promoting complex-dependent catabolic process; protein K11-linked ubiquitination. Lineage: Eukaryota; Metazoa; Chordata; Actinopteri; Perciformes; Serranidae. The record is from RefSeq and is a predicted model, not a curated record. The transcript has 4 exons.
UCGGUGACGUCAUCUGAAAGCGCCCCGGACUCACAAAAGUGGGAGAUUCGAAGUGGCCGCAGCAAAACAAUGCGGAUUUGAGCUUUGUCCACCUUUUUCUUAACAUGUGAUACAUUAGCGCGACACAUUGGAGACUCGUCACAACCGCUAUUGAUGGCCACCCCGAGCAAGACGCCACCUGGCGCUGACCCGAAGCAGCUGGAGCGGACCGGGACGGUUCGUGAGAUCGGCUCCCAGGCGGUGUGGUCCCUCUCCUCCUGUAAACCCGGUUUCGGAGUGGAUCAGCUGAGGGACGACAACCUGGAGACCUACUGGCAGUCAGACGGAUCGCAGCCUCAUUUAGUCAACAUACAGUUCAGGUAACACGGUCCUGCUGGUACUGGGAGUACUGGGAGUACUGGGUGUUUACGCUUCACAUGAUGUGCUCUGUUCUCACCAUCGUCCUCCUCCUCUUCCUCUCUGCAGCAGUUAGAGAUGGUGGAGCCCAGCGGGUGGAUCCACAUCUCUCUGAUGAAUCAGCGGACAAACGAGCCCAUCAGCACCUUCAUGAUCCAGAUCGCGGUGCUCGCCAACCACCAGAACGGCAGAGACACGCACAUGCGUCAGAUCAAAGUCUACACACCUGUGGAGGAGAGCUCCAUCGGGAAGUUCCCACGAUGCACCACGGUCGACUUCAUGAUGUACCGCACCAUCAGGUGAUCGGGAGCGAAAAGUGACCUUCUGUGGACGAGGCCGACACGAGACGAGAGGGAGAGAGACACAAUUAAAAACUCAUGAUGCAGAUUGAUUGAUGGUUGCCCUGCUUAUCAUUGAAGUCUUUGUAAACGUGGCUUUUUAACGAACAGUACAGAUGUUUUAAAUUACAGUGCAAGUAUUAAAUAUUACCACAUUUAAAGUUAGUGAAAAUAUAAGUUUGUAUGUUGUGAUGUGAAGAAUGGAAAGAAACAAACUCCCUCUGUGAUGUUUUCUAAAGGUUCAGCAACAUGUGCUCCGGCUGCACACGGCCCCACACACUGAAGAAUCUUAAGUGAAUAAGUUUAUUUUUAUCUUGGCGCAGGAGCCAGACGGAGUUUAUCUAGAAGCCAAAAUGUUUUCACGCAGUUCAAACCCAAACUGCUGCUGUGCCUACAGACCGUCUCCUGUUGUGGUUCUGUUUGUGAACAUUGAAUUAAACGUGUUUUAACGCAA